Nothobranchius furzeri (turquoise killifish) is the source of this 725-nucleotide messenger RNA. It is a transcript of the gene mrpl27, whose product is annotated as mitochondrial ribosomal protein L27. Gene Ontology annotation, molecular function: structural constituent of ribosome. Gene Ontology annotation, cellular component: mitochondrial large ribosomal subunit; ribosome. Lineage: Eukaryota; Metazoa; Chordata; Actinopteri; Cyprinodontiformes; Nothobranchiidae. The record is from RefSeq and is a predicted model, not a curated record. Gene Ontology annotation, biological process: translation.
GUGUGUGUGUGUGUGUGUGUGUGUGUGUGUGUGUGUGUGAAGAAAAAGUAAGGGUGUGAGGAACAACCGGAUGUGACGUAGAAGCACAGGCGUGACUACCAAACAUGGCGUCGCUGUGGUCCUUGCUGCCGUCCCGAACAGCCCUGCUGCCGCUCGCCUCGGUGAGGUUCGCGUCUAAGAAGUCUGGAGGCAGCACCAAGAACACCGGAGGGAACAGCCCCGGACGCAGAUAUGGCUUCAAGAAGCAGGAUGGUCACUUUGUCCAUGCUGGCAACAUCCUGGCAACACAGAGGCUGUUGAGAUAUCACCCCGGGGCGCAUGUGGGCAUAGGGACCAACAAUACUCUGUAUGCUCUGGAAGACGGCCAUGUCAGGUUCACCAAGGAGGUCUACAUACCCUCCCCACGUAGUCCAGAGGCCACGCAAGUCAUCACCAAGCUGCCCAGAGGCGCAGUACUCUAUAAGACCUUCAUCAAUGUCCUGCCAGCCAAGCAGGAGGGCAAGUUCAGGCUGGUGGACCUGGUCUGACUACUUCGGGAUGAGGACAGAAUUUGUGACCGUUUUGAUCUGAGAUCAGAGCCAAACACACAUCAGUGUGGCUCAGAUAGUUCCUGGUCUCUUGCUGUCUCUGGAUUAAACAGGCUGUUUUGUUUUUAAUUUGACACAUUUGAGGCAAGAAACUGAUGUGUGAUUUAGUAACACAAAUAAACAUAUCGUCUAUGUGGA